AGAAUAAAACAGAACUAGAAUUCAUCCCUCACCAGUUAUCCCACCAACUGCGGCUCUGAAUUCUAAUCGCAUCAUCAUAUAAAGCUUAGGAAAAGCCACAUAUCACAUCUACUACUUCAUCUUUUUUUUUUUUUUUUUUUUUUUUUAUAAUAAGAUAAUAUAAAUACUUGUAGUAGUAUAUAUCUAUUACCUCUGUUAAUUGGACUUUUUCAAGCUGGCUGCUGAGGCUACAUUUCUGCUGCCUGCUUACCCGUUUGUUGUGUUCUCUCUCUGUAGUUGGUUGGUUGACCAUGGAGUUGGUUGUGGAUUUUGGGGUGAAGAAGAUGGAGGGCGAGGCAGUAAUGAGGAGCAACCAGACUUUAAUUUGUGCACCAAUUAUGGCUGAUUCAGUGGAUCAAAUGUUGAUUCUUAUGCAAAAGGCUAAAAGUAGUGGUGCUGAUCUUGUGGAGGUUCGGUUGGAUAAUCUCAAAAGCUUUAAUCCUAGGCCAGAUAUUGAUACUUUAAUCAGACAGUCUCCUUUACCUACUCUCUUUACUUACAGGCCCACUUGGGAAGGUGGUCAGUAUGCUGGUGAUGAAAUGAGCCGAUUAGAUGCACUUCGAUUAGCAAUGGAGUUGGGCGCUGAUCACAUUGAUGUUGAGCUAAAGGCUAUCGACGAGUUCAACAAUGUUCUGCGUGGAAAUAAGUCUACAAAAUGCAAACUGAUUGUUUCUUCUCACAACUAUGAUAGCACACCGUCAGCUGAGGAUCUUGGCAAUCUAGUAGCAAAAAUACAGGCAUCUGGAGCUGACAUUGUGAAAUUUGCAACAACUGCACAGGAUAUCACUGAUGUUGCACGUGUUUUCCAAAUUACAGUACACUCUCAAGUAAGCGGCGUACCAAUAAUAGCCAUGGUCAUGGGAGAGAAGGGUUUGAUGUCUCGAAUACUUUGUCCAAAAUUCGGUGGAUACCUCACGUUUGGUACUCUUGAAGUGGGAAAAGUUUCGGCUCCUGGGCAACCAACAAUUGAAAAUCUUUUGAAUUUAUACAAUUUUAGACAGUUGGGACCAGAUACCAGGAUAUUUGGCAUUAUUGGGAAGCCUGUUAGCCAUAGCAAAUCACCUUUAUUAUAUAAUGAAGCUUUCAGAUCAGUUGGGUUUAAUGGUGUUUAUCUGCAUUUGCUGGUAGAUGAUGUUGCAAAUUUUUUCCAGACUUACGCAUCUUUAGAUUUUGCUGGCUUCAGCUGUACAAUUCCUCACAAAGAAGCCGCUCUCGACUGCUGCGAUGAAGUUGAUCCUACUGCGAAGUCAAUAGGGGCUGUCAAUUGCAUUGUAAGGCGACCUGAUGGGAAGUUGUUUGGUUGCAAUACAGACUAUGUGGGUGCAAUCUCCGCCAUUGAAGAAGCGUUGCAAGGUUCACAGCUUAGUGUAUCUGGGUCACCCUUGGCUGGUAAAUUGUUUGUGGUCAUUGGUGCUGGUGGUGCUGGAAAGGCGCUUGCUUAUGGUGCAAAGGAAAAGGGGGCUAGGGUGGUGAUUGCUAAUCGGACCUAUGAACGAGCGAGAGAACUUGCAGAUGUAGUUGGAGCUCAGGCUUUGUCUCUUGAUGAACUUAGCAAUUUCCAUCCAGAAAAUGAUAUGAUUCUUGCAAAUACUACCUCAAUAGGCAUGCAACCAAAGGUUGAUGAUACACCAAUCUCUAAGGAGGCUUUGAGGUACUACUCACUUGUUUUCGAUGCUGUUUAUACACCCAAAAUCACGAGACUCUUGCGGGAAGCUCAAGAGAACGGAGCAAAAGUUGUGACAGGAGUUGAAAUGUUUAUCGGGCAGGCAUAUGAGCAAUAUGAAAGAUUUACAGGGUUGCCAGCUCCUAAGGAACUUUUCAAGAAUAUAAUGGCUACAUACUGAGAGGGUCCCUUUUGCUUUUCAACCGAGCUGCUUUCCUAAAUCCUUCAUGAUUGUGUAUAGCAAUUCUGUUAGAGGUCGCUCUUCCACCGUGUGCUUUGGAGGAAGUAGUUAUAUCCAGGUAAUCGUACCAUACUUUUUUGCCGAACAAGAGGAUGUUCAGAGAAGCAGUCAGACAUAACAGUUCAUCAGGCUACUUUAUGUUAUUUGAUCAAUCCAUGGCAGGAAGAUCCACCAUCUUUCUGGCUUAUAUUAGACUCUUCUUGAUUCUUUGACAACUGUUGAGAGGAAAUUCCUCUGUACCUCCAAUUGUGCUUUCAUUAAGCAGAGAUAUAGACAGUGCUUCAUCACUGAGACCAUACUUGGAAAUUCCUCUUGACUAUCAUUAUUAGAAAAAUGUUUUGUCACUUUAUUGUAUCAAUACUAAGACAGUUUUGACUUUGUAACAACCGAGUUGCAAGCAUGAUGUACUGCCAGUUUGACUUUUAUAUUAAUCAAUUCAGGUCCCACUUUUCUGGGCUGGUCCAA
Messenger RNA from Capsicum annuum, 2408 nucleotides. RefSeq names its product bifunctional 3-dehydroquinate dehydratase/shikimate dehydrogenase, chloroplastic. Gene Ontology annotation, biological process: chorismate biosynthetic process; shikimate metabolic process. Lineage: Eukaryota; Viridiplantae; Streptophyta; Magnoliopsida; Solanales; Solanaceae. The record is from RefSeq and is a predicted model, not a curated record. Bases 291 to 1883 code for a protein of 530 amino acids. Gene Ontology annotation, molecular function: 3-dehydroquinate dehydratase activity; NADP binding; shikimate 3-dehydrogenase (NADP+) activity. The transcript is spliced from 11 exons.